GACGCUUGAAGUUACACGGACAGGAGCGUUUCAUCCUUCUAAGCAGGGGUUUACUUGAUUUAACAUUGAAAUUUACAAUCAACUGGAUUAUGACGUCAUAUCAUAGUUAUUGUGUUAUCACGUGCUCUUUGGCAUUAUGACGUCAUCGUUGAUAUGCCUCACGACCAUUCUAGAUCUGUGUAGCCGUGUCUACAGGUGAAUUGUCAAGCUUAAGUUUCUACAGGACAUCAGAAAAACAAACACCGUUUUACAAGUUAAUCAGCAUGGAUCAAUUGUCGGAGAAAUGGAAAGAAACACAAGAUAUUUUGGAUAAAGCAGCAGAAUCGUUGGAAACAAUGAUGAAUGUCGCUGAAUGUCUUCAGAGAGCCGGAGAAGAGUGCGUUAGACGCAAUGAACUCAUAGCAACUGCACUGAUCGGACCAGCCUCCAGGGAAUGUCAGGAAAGGGAUAUCAAGUCUGAAAAAUGGAGAAAAUUUCUCUUCGAGAGGAAUUAUCCGGUAGAGUUUGUAACUGAGCCCCGCUGGUACCAGAUUUUAAAGAGCUAUAGGCCCAGCAGGUCCAUGUACGACGGACUGGGAAUGCACACACGUCAGAAAAUCACAAUGGUAGAUGUAGCUGUACAGACCGAUUCCACUUCUGUCAACAUGUUUUGGUGUGGGGAAGUUGGCGCCUGUCAAAAAUGAGAAAAAGUCGGCUACAAGGGCCUGGAAAAUGUGCUGCUGCGGACGGCAGUAGGAACUAUUGAUACCAUGUGUGACAUUUAUGUAUUGGUCGAUAACUAUAUACCUAAAACAUAUAUAUGGAAUACUCAAUAUGUAACUUGAGUAGAUGAUAUUUAGAUGUAAAAUUUCAUCAUAUGAAUAAAAAAAAAAACAGAAUAAUAGUUAGUAGAUAAAAUAUCAUAACAGUAAACAAAUGUAUAAACAAAUAGUAAAUAAUAAUCAAUAUUUAAUAUAGAAUAACAGUAAUAAACAAACAGGAUAACAAUGAAUAAAAUACAUAAACAAUGACUUGUACACCAGAAUGUGUAAACAACAUUUUUGUUUUGUUAACAACAUUUAUGCAUCUUGGUGGACUUUUGUGUCAGCAAGACUAGAAAUUAAAUAGGAAAUAUUGAUCGUUCAAAGAUUUUUUCUAAACUUAUAUAAACGUUUGGGGCAGAUUGUAAAAAUAGACAAACAAUGUGGUUAGUUUCAUUAUUAAUAUCAUUUAGGGUUGAAUGAAUGAAAUGUUUCAGAUUGUUUGAAUUUAUAUUAAGAAUUCCAGUCGGGAUAAUCAUAGCAAUGAGUAUUAGAUGGUAUCAGGCAGAGCUGAGACCGAGUAAGAUGCGUUACACGUAUUAAACGAGAUCAAAUUUAUUUAUUAUUUUUAUGAGAAAUUAUUUUCGGCAGGUCCAACAAAAACAUAGCACCUAUUUCAUCUUGUGCUUUUCGGCAUUAGUGAAAGUUAUGGCUGAAGUUGCGACAGAGCUCGGAGGUUGUAACUUUCGGUGGAACUGCGUCGGUUACUGGAACGGGGAGCGACAGAGCACUACCCCCGGGAAGGUAGCUGAUAGGUUUCGCCUAGGGAUAAUGAUAAACGUAUUUAGUUUUUAUUGGCUUUAGGUUGUUAAUUAAAUAUUAUGAUUAAGAACACGUCAAUUUAAUUGUCCUAGUCAUAUGUGAUAAAUUCGUGUUCGAUGUUAAAUUACCAAAAUUGAUGAAAUGAUCUCGUUCACUACUGUAGAUCUUGUUUGUAGGGAGAUAUGUUUGGCGCUCUGACUUACUGUUUAUCGUAAAUAUUUGGUUGAGAUUCAGUUAUGUGUAAAACAAUGUUUGAAAACCACAUUUGAGUCAUUUUUAUUUUCUGUUUUAUCGUUUUGAUUGAUUCCCUUUGGUUAUAAAAUAAAAUAUCUUUUUAACAUUUCGAAUUUUCUGGUUGUUCUAGCGAAUUCUGUUGUAUAAACAUUUCUUCUUAUUGCUGGUAAUAUCUGUAUACACCUACUGGUAUAUUUUUGUGACCAACUAUACACAUUUUAUUUAGAAUUUUCGAUGUCAAGUUAUAUCGUUUUGUAUCAAACAUAUUGAAUAUCAAUUAUAUUAUACUAAUGUACAUUUAUGAACUGUAUUUUGAUAUAGGUGCAUACUGAUGUUUUUAUAUUAUAUCUCGAUAUACUAGUAUCUGACUAUCCUUUGCAGUGUUCUAUUGUACAAUCUACAAUUUACAAUUAUAAUUCUUUAUUUUAAAUGCCAUAU
Messenger RNA from Pecten maximus, 2234 nucleotides. RefSeq lists its product as uncharacterized. The transcript is spliced from 6 exons. Bases 264 to 683 code for a protein of 139 amino acids. Lineage: Eukaryota; Metazoa; Mollusca; Bivalvia; Pectinida; Pectinidae. The record is from RefSeq and is a predicted model, not a curated record.